Messenger RNA from Pteropus alecto (black flying fox), 8016 nucleotides. RefSeq names its product WD repeat and FYVE domain containing 2 (gene WDFY2). Lineage: Eukaryota; Metazoa; Chordata; Mammalia; Chiroptera; Pteropodidae. Gene Ontology annotation, molecular function: protein binding; metal ion binding. The record is from RefSeq and is a predicted model, not a curated record. The transcript has 13 exons. The coding region runs from base 246 to 1613 and encodes 455 amino acids.
UCUCCGCCCCCCUCUCCCGCUGGUGGUGGCUACGGGUUGCAGCGCCGGUGGUGGCGGUUUCGGUACCCGAAGUCGGGAGCGCGAAGUCGUUCCCGGGGGCGGAGGCCAGGCUAUGAUCGCGGGUCCCUGGCGUCCCGCUCGGGCCAACCAGAGUCCUCGUUUCGGCUUUUGCCUGUCCCCGAGCGGUCUCCUCAGCCCGGCCCCACUGCGCGGUUUGCAGCGGCGCCCCCAGCGCGCCCCCUCUGAUGGCGGCGGAGAUUCAGCCCAAGCCUCUAAUCCGCAAGCCGAUCUUGCUGCAGCGGGUCGAGGGGUCCCAGGAGGUGGUGAAUAUGGCCGUGAUCGUUCCCAAGGAGGAGGGCGUCAUCAGCGUCUCGGAGGACAGAACAGUUCGUGUAUGGUUAAAAAGAGACAGUGGACAAUAUUGGCCAAGCAUAUACCAUCUCAUGCCUUCUCCAUGUUCAUGCAUGUCUUUUAACCCGGAAACAAGAAGACUGUCCAUAGGUCUAGACAAUGGUACAAUCUCAGAAUUUAUUUUAUCAGAAGAUUAUAACAAGAUGACUCCUGUGAAAAACUAUCAAGCGCAUCAGAGCAGAGUGACGAUGAUCCUGUUUGUCCUGGAGCUGGAGUGGGUGCUGAGCACAGGACAGGACAAGCAAUUUGCCUGGCACUGCUCUGAGAGCGGGCAGCGCCUGGGAGGUUAUCGCACCAGUGCUGUGGCCUCGGGCCUGCAAUUCGAUGUUGAAACCCGGCAUGUGUUUAUUGGUGACCAUUCAGGCCAAGUAACCAUCCUCAAACUGGAGCAAGAAAACUGCACCCUGAUCACAACAUUCAGAGGACAUACAGGUGGGGUGACUGCUCUCUGUUGGGACCCCGUCCAGCGAGUUUUGUUCUCAGGCAGCUCCGAUCACUCUGUAAUCAUGUGGGACAUCGGUGGAAGAAAAGGAACAGCCAUCGAGCUCCAAGGACACAAGGUGACUAAUGCUGGCCAGAGUUCCAAAUCAGGGACUGAACUGGUGAGCGGGGGACCUGGAGAGAGCAGACCGGACCAGAGCUCCCACCUCUCGGAGUGCGGAGACUGCCUUCCCCUCUUCUGGAAAUGCCUAAGUGUGGCGUGGAGAGAUAGCUUCCGUCCUGGUGACAAAGUCCAGGCCCUCUCCUACGCACAGCACACACGGCAGCUCAUCUCAUGUGGCGGUGAUGGUGGCAUUGUCGUCUGGAACAUGGAUGUGGAGAGGCAGGAGACCCCUGAAUGGUUGGACAGCGAUUCCUGCCAAAAGUGUGAUCAGCCUUUCUUCUGGAACUUCAAGCAAAUGUGGGACAGUAAGAAAAUUGGCUUGAGACAGCACCACUGCCGCAAGUGCGGGAAGGCUGUCUGCGGUAAGUGCAGCUCCAAACGCUCCUCCAUCCCUCUGAUGGGCUUCGAGUUUGAAGUGAGGGUCUGUGACAGCUGCCAUGAGGCCAUCACAGAUGAAGAACGUGCGCCCACGGCUACCUUCCAUGACAGUAAACAUAACAUUGUGCAUGUGCAUUUUGAUGCAACCAGAGGGUGGUUACUGACCUCGGGAACUGACAAGGUUAUUAAGUUGUGGGAUAUGACCCCAGUAGUGUCUUGAUGACACUCCCAGGCAUCAGAUAGUAUUUACUCAAGAAACAGUUCAAUCCAGAUUGUUACUGGAGGUGUAAAGCAGACGUGUGAGAAGCUAAAGAACCUAGCUGAGUUUGCCUGUUACCUGCGCACAGAGUGGUGAGCUUGUGAAUGAACACUUGGAGAGGACUCUUUCAACUUGUUCAUACAAUAUAAAAGGAGAUAUUUUUUUAACAAAUGGUUUAUACAGUUUGGCUGUGCUACAUUGUUUUGUGUAUACUGAAAACUGCUGUGUUUAAUUUUUAUAUUUUUCAACAGUUCAUUUUAAUUGUUACUUUGUCUGUCGGAGAAAUAAGGGAAAUGUCUGUUCAGGGUGUUUUGGGUCAUUAUAAAGCAGUUUCAUGUUUUCUUCACUUGGGCAUGGAUCUUUUUCUUCUCUGUAUAUCUGUCUACCCUCACCUUCAUCUGCUCUUCCCCAGAAUGUGCGUGUUUACGUUUAUUCACAGCGUUUCUGCUUUCAUAGAAAUCCUCUUCAAUUGAGAGCUUUGGGAAACCAUUCAUGCGGAUUUAACAGCUGACUUCUUGAAUCACCUAAAGAAUGAUCUGUGUGUAAUGUCUAACUUAUUCAUGUUCUUAUUGAGUAGAAAUGACUUUGUGUUUCUGCCUCAGUUUUCUCUCUUUCCCACGUUAAAAAACUCUGAAAGCUGUUCCCAACCAUUGUCAUCACGAAAGUAGAUUAUUAUAACUCAGAGCUUCAACUGUCAGUGCCUGGACCAUUUCUACUUUAGUUGGAGCCUUCUGAGCUUUUUAUGUUUUAAUGUUAUUGACCCAGCUCUCCCUCACUCAUAAUAUUUAAAAACAAAAAACCCUAUGUCCUUCAAAAUAAGCAUCUUUAAGAUGUGUUUUUCCAUGUGACAUCACCUCUGAACUUAAACACGUUCAUUACUACGAGAUUGUAUCCUGCUCUAUUCCUUACCAUCUGUAUUUUCUUCCCCGUUAAAAACUAGAACACUCUGCAUACUUUCAUACUAGAUCUGUGUGAUCUGAGAUAUAAAAGGUACUGAAUCCUACAGCUCAUGCUGUGUUUCUGUUGGGAAUGUGAAAAAAGGGCUGUAGAAAAUCAACUUGAAAAACUCUAAUUUUAAGGGAAUCCAAUCAAACUUGAUAAAGCAAAAUAUUCUUAUGUAUAGUGACUCAACUCAGGAUAUUGAAGUCCUUUUUUAAAAAUCUUAUUUUCACCUGUAAAAAUAGAAUUUAAAUGAGUGGGCAAGCAUGUAUUAUGUGCCUGCUCCAUUCUCAGCACUUUACGUCAACUCUCACCUCUCCACUAAGUCUCUUGGGGAUCACCAGGUUAAAUAAAGCCUUGCAGAUAAGCAGGCCAAUUAUUUUCCAUCCCUGUUUAAGCCCCAUCUCCACAGUGUCUUGUUCACUUCUGAUUUGACAAUUUUUUGGUGGUAGUAUUUUAAAUCCUUCCUAUUUUUCACCCUUUUCCAGAAAAGCAAUUUUUUCCCUCAUGAUCAUUAAUUACUUUUCUUUCUAACUGGGAAAAGUACUCCCAGCCCUGACCACCCCUAACACUGACCUUGACCCGGCAUGCUUCCUGGGAAUGGGACGGCGCUUCCUAGUGAUGAUUCUGCUGCUGUAGCAUUGGGAAGCAGUGGGUGUUCCCCAGUCAGCUACAGUACAUGACAGCCAUCGCCUGAGACAUCAGACCAGAUCAGCCCAUGUGACCAUACCCCAAGGUUGUAUGCAUGUGUGCACGUACGUGGUAGUUGUACCACUUGUCACUUCACUGUCCUCUUCCACAUUACCCUCACUUGCCAUCAAGCUGUUAGAAUUAAUCUGACUCUUUACUGCAUGAUUGCUCUGUGAGAGCUUUAAAAGAGAAUUAAAUUUAAAAUAUUCAGAUAUAUAUUUUAUAGUUUAUUACUAGAACCUGCAGCCAUUACUAAGUUGUACAUAAUAGAGAGCUAUGUUGGAAAUGAGUAAUAUAUAUAGAUCUCUGUUUCUCUUUCCUGAACUUUGGAGCAUGGCCUCUCUAUAGAGAGGAAGACAGACACAGUAUUAGGGAGGCAGGAGAUCAGGCACCCUGCAGGCUUGGCACGGAUCUGAGUGAGGUCUAGAUGAGCUCAUACCCCAUUUGGGAUGCCGAUUGUCCCUGUCGGGUCACAUGUGUACACCAUGCUCUGUGUACACUCUGUCUGUGACCCCACACUUCACUGUCAUCAUCUCCCUCCCAGCCUGGCUGUACCCCAGUCCACAGAGCCACUCAAGUUGAAACCACUUGACACCUCAUUGAUGAUGAGAGUCACAGUCAGAAAACCACAGAUAUGUCAAGGAUCCAUUGCUCUGCCCUUUCUUUCUCCUCAUCUGUCUGGUUGCUUGAAUUUAAUGAGAAGUGCUUAGCAAACCAGCUGUGUGUGUUUAUACUACUGUGAAUGCCUGAAUUUUACAUUGCGUGUCUCCACUAUUUUUCUAACUCAGAUAGAUGUGCUGGUGUUGGGUGCCUUCCAAGCAUUUUAUGGAAAUGGAGGCUUCAUUCGCGAGGAAUGAAAGCUGGCACCAGCACUUGACUUUUCUCCUGUCUAGGUUAACUGUCACAGUUCUUGUUUUACCCUAUUGGGUUUGCACUUUACAUAUAUUUUUGCUCUAUUACUUCAACUUACAGAAGCUCUGGCAAGUGAUGCCUAACAUGGCUGUGUUGGGAAGUGGCAAAAUUGCACAUAUAUGCACAUAGUUAUUCUUCCUUUGGUAAGAUAAAACCAAUCACAUGUUCUCAGUUUCUCCAAAGAAAUGAUGUUACUGGAACCUUUUAACUGCCUUGGUAUGUCUCCACAGUAGCUAACGUGGUUUUACAUUAAGUCCUCGGAGUUGUGUGUCUUUUUAUGUGAAGUCAGUCAACCAUGAUGUGUUUCUCAUUUGAUUAUUUGAAUUAUUUAAAGAAUCAUAAAAUCACAACUGGAAGGGAUCUUCACAAAUUUAGAGUGUUCAAGCACAAAACACUUUAGUCCUGUCAAGCAAAUAGAAUAGCUGAGGGAUAAACAAGAGAAUCUAAAAGAAGAAUUUUCAAGGAACAGUUGUUUUCAAACAUUACCUGGUAAUGGCAUGAGUGGGAGAAGUGACUUCCAGCGCCUAGAGACAGGGCCCUCGGGAACCAGAUCUGUUCCUCUCAGCACUGGUAAAUUAGACUCUGCGUUUGCCCCAGCCCUGUGGCUGUGAGCAGGUGGACACUGUGUGGCGAGGCGGUUACUGCAGAUCUUCAUCAGCGUGGACUCCUCCCUACACUCUUCCCCACAGACCACACAGCAUCAGUGUUAAAGUGGGCAUCCAGGGGCACUGAACAUGCAUGCACCUUAUCCUAUUUGUCUGAAGACUGAUUACAAGCUGGCCUUGAGUGAGUCUCUGGGCCCACAGAGUAUGCCCUUCCUGUGGAACAUCACAUUUUCAAGUUUUGAAAUUUAUUUAUUUUUGCUUAACAGUAAUCUGUUUUUAAAGUCUGAAUUUGGACUUUUAAGCAGAGAGAUAGCUCUAAACUAUGUGUUAAAGUUACUGGAUAUAAAUAUUCAUUAAAUGAGAUUCCUUUGGUUUUCAUGGUAGUUUUAUUGUAUGUAAAUAGCCUUAUUCACUAAGAUUCACAUGUUAACAUGAAAGCAUUUUGCCAAAACAUUCUUUUCUCUCCUUAAAAAUAAUGUUAAAUUUUUCCUUGUGUGAAAGCAUGGCUAUCUAGCAACUUGAUUGGAAAACACAGAAAUUAAAUUCCUUUUUAAUACUUAUUUAGAUGAUCUGAAAUUCUAAUCCAGUUCAACCAACCAUUUGUUGAGUGUACACCAAAUGCCAGGCUUCGAACUAGGUCCUAGGGUGACAAGGUCCAUUGCCAGGCCUGUGCAGAGGCCACACAGAUGUGUAGAUAGAUCAUUUUCAGUACAAUGUGGCAAAUUCAAUAACAGAGGUGCAUAUGGGGUCUCUCCCAGGAGCUGCACUGUGGCUGGGGCCAGAGGGACUUAGCAGAUGAACCAAGUGUUAAAGCCUUAGUUGAGUAAGGAAGUGACUUUCCAAGCUGCAGAAAAUGCAUAAACAGAGGCCCACGAUCUAGCAUCAGCCUGGUGCGAGGAACCACAGGUGGUCUGGAGUUGCCAGUGAAUAGGAGUGCUCAGCUGCAGUCCGGGAGGCUGAGCUCUGGUCACUUUGAGAUGCAGAUGCUCAUGACGGGAAAAGAGGAAGGCAGCACUCAAUUGGUCGUGAGGGGUUUGUUUACUAAGAGGCCCAUCAAUUUUAGAGUCAGGUUUUCCUGUAGUCAAAGCUAGUAUCAAAGUUUCUUUUUCUUUGGAAAUGCCUCGAAUUGUUAUCUUAAAAUGACCCAUGAUAACUAAUUUUUGAAGCUUCUGGGUGCACAGCCCCUCACUGGAGGCGGUGAGGUCGACCACGCAUGCAUGGACUUGACCUGGAACUACUUACAUGCUAAUUCCAUAAUUACACAGAUGGCGUGAGCUAAGCUACUCCCCUUUGAAAAUGGAAAGGCCUUGACCUGUGGCAGAAGGAGAUUGUUUUAGACAACUGUGGCAUCACACUAACAGGCAGCACCAAACCUUUUGGUACAGAAAAGGCAACUGCUGCCCUCGGUUUCCCUCUUGGCCUUAAAUCAUUUUUGCAAGUAAUAAGUCAUUUCAGUAUAGUGUGGCAAAUGUGAUAAAUCCUCAUUGCAGUGGUACUCUCCAAGUGGAAGGGGACAUUUUUCUCAAUUCAGUGACAGUACAAAUGGCUCAGUCACCCACUGCCUCAGAGACCUGGCUCUGCCAAGGCAGGGGCACUCAGCCUCCCACCAUGGGGCUUGGCACCUUCUACUUCCUGCCGUUCCAUCCGUUUGCCUUUUUCUUUGAGUACCCAAGUAUAAUAGUCCAUAACUUAAUUCAGGAACAUCGGUGUUCAUGUUUAAACUUUAGCUCAAUUUUACAACCAAGAACUACCAAGUGAAUACUUACCAAUACAGCGUUUUAGUUUGUAAUUUUGUCUUUAAACAUUAUCCUGUCCACUGAGAAGCCUGUUUAGACCUAGCACAUCAAAGGAGAAUCUAAAAAUUAGACCUGUCCAAAAUUGGAGUGAGAUCCCUUCUUUGCAUUUCUCAUGCCAGGGAAUGUUUUAACAGACCAUAGGUAGCCCCUUGUCAGUGAUGUGGAAAGGAGAGUAAAGCCUGGAGUAAGGGUCAAAUUCGAUACUCAUUCUUAGGAUCCCUUCCAAUCCCAUGAUCCUGUGAUUCCAUGAAUGUUGUUUAUUAUCGCACUGGCCAAAACCAUUACCAGUGAUCGACCCACACGUGGCUGGCUUAACUCAGAUAAAUGAGAACAUAGCCUGACAUUUUUUUCUUCUGUCAUAUUAGGAAAAUUGUUUUCUGCAUUUUUCUAUGUAGAGCCUUGAAGGUAUGAAAAAGAUGGUGAAGGUGGAAGUUAACCAUGGUGCCAUCUCAUUAAAAACAGAUACCUUAAAAUUUUCACCUUUGUGAGUCAAGUGUAUCUGACUUUCUUGGGAGAAAAAGUCAGGAAACUGCAGGCUGGUUUCAAAGGUUAAAUUUAGAAUCUGAUCUUGAUAUGCGCGAUUCUUGCCGUUCCCCCGCGACCCACCGUUUUUCUUGGUUCUCUGGGAAGCACGAGAGAAUGAACUGUAAUACAAAAAGGGAAAAUGGUUUGAAAAAAGCAUUUCACUUAGGUACACUUUUUCCGUUUAAACGGAUGGCGGCCUUAUGUCAGUCAGUAGCAUACACCAGUAUGAAGUACAGACCAAAAUACUUGCGUCACUGGUAACCAUCGUGCUCUCAAUGUGUAUUUGUGUUUUAUGCCAUUUGCCUUGAUUUUUAAAUGACUUUUCAAUGUAUUGUCAUUUUGCAAAAGAAAAUCUUUCUAUGAGAAGUGCAAAGACUGUUAUUAACUGGACAACAGGGAAGGUGCUAGCCCCACACCAUGCCUGCCGACCACUGAUCCAUAACCAGGGACGUGGCUCUUCUGCUCUGCCUGCCUGUGUGUCUGUGGCCACACUGGAACCUGGCUGCAGAGGGCAUAUUACUUUAUGGAUAUUUUUCUUUCUUUUUAAAGAUUCUCCAAGGGGUCAGGCUGAGACUGUAAUAAGCCCAAAGUUGGAACAUAUUUCUCAAAUGUGGUUCUCUGUCGCCGGUUCCACCAACCAAACCAAGUGGUCCUGACACUGACUUCUGAAUGUCACGAUUGGGUGGGACUGAGCAAAAAUUUCCUAUGAAGUUAAAAUGUCUGUUUCCAGUUCUACAUUCAAAUGCUGCUGAAUGUCGCGAAUGUUUCAGAACCCCACCUCCUUUCCCACUGUGCUUCCCUCCAACUGAAUUGUACAUGUAGCCGUUACCACCGUACGAGACUCUGUGCAAAGUCGCCUCCAUGGUGUAAAAUAAACCUCUGGAAACCGUCCUGAAA